AUGGCGAAGCUUAUGAUCCUCGCUGCUUUGUUAUUUGUCUCAUCCAAAACAGGAGUAAGUUCCCUGGGAACAACCACCAGUCCUCAACAACAGAAUCCACAAACUGGUGCUGACGAAGACUCAUGCCAGAAAUCCGUUUUUGCUCACGGAUUUUCUGGAAUUCCAGGAUCGAAUGGCAUACCAGGAAUGCCGGGAAUUCCUGGCGCCCCAGGACCGCAAGGACAACAAGGAAAAGAUGGAGCUAAGGGGGAGCCUGGUGUCAAGGGACCGAGAGGUGUGACGGGAACAAGAGGACAAAAGGGUAAUCCAGGGUCACUUGGUAAAAAUGGUGCACCUGGAAUGAUGGGAAUAAAAGGAGAUAAAGGUGAUGAAGGGUCACGUGGAAGCAGUGGACUGCCAGGAAUCAAGGGCGUGAAAGGAGAGCAGGGAUCUAAAGGAGAGAAAGGAGAAAUCGUGAAUAGUGCAGUGUCACAGACCAACUGGGAACAGUGUGUGUGGAAAAGUGCUGAUAGUAGAGAUAGUGGAAAGAUUAAG
Molecule: messenger RNA, 534 nt
Organism: Pocillopora verrucosa
Lineage: Eukaryota; Metazoa; Cnidaria; Anthozoa; Scleractinia; Pocilloporidae
Source: RefSeq, a predicted model, not a curated record